Messenger RNA from Galleria mellonella (greater wax moth), 1803 nucleotides. RefSeq names its product serine/threonine-protein kinase RIO1-like (gene RIOK1). The transcript is spliced from 4 exons. The coding region runs from base 125 to 1702 and encodes 525 amino acids. Gene Ontology annotation, biological process: maturation of SSU-rRNA. Gene Ontology annotation, molecular function: ATP binding; protein serine/threonine kinase activity. The record is from RefSeq and is a predicted model, not a curated record. Lineage: Eukaryota; Metazoa; Arthropoda; Insecta; Lepidoptera; Pyralidae. Gene Ontology annotation, cellular component: cytosol; preribosome, small subunit precursor.
UUUAUUUAGGUUAUCAUAGGUACUUACCUAGUGUCAGAAAACAAUUCGUGUUGUUUUAUUUGUAGAAUGUCUGAAGUUGUGUUUUUCAAACUUCAUUGCAAAAGUUAUUAAUAUUUAAAUAAUAAUGUCUGACGGAUCAAGCGGCCAGUUCAGUGACUAUGAAGAAAACAUAAUUAAAAAAGUUAAAUCGGUACGGUUUGCAGAGUUGCCUACUUAUAAGAAGGACAGUAGCAAUGAUGACGUAGAUUCGGAUGACUACUUCUAUGAUUCUGAUGAUCCAACACAAAGUACAAAGAAGAAAGAGGGUAUAAACUGUCAAACACCUUCUAAUAAAAUCAACACAUAUCAACCAACAGAGAAGCUGUUUAAGAAAUACAUUAAUAAAAUCAAUGUUGAUAAAUAUGAACCUUUAAUGCCCAAUAAUACACAAAAAUUCCUUGAUCAAAAUUACACUAAAGUUGAUAAUGGCCGAAUCAAAGUUAAAGACAAGCAUGAUAGGGCUACAGCGGAACAAGUUAUGGACCCUCGUACAAAAAUGAUUAUCUUCAAACUCCUAAAUCGAGGUAUAAUAAAUGAAAUAAAUGGAUGCAUAUCAACAGGCAAAGAAGCAAAUGUCUACCAUGCCACCUCAAAAGAGGGUCGUGACUAUGCAGUUAAAAUCUUUAAAACAUCUAUUUUAGUAUUCAAAGAUAGAGAUAAAUAUGUUUCUGGAGAAUACCGUUUCAGGAAUGGUUACUGUAGAUCCAACCCUCGUAAAAUGGUUAGGAUUUGGGCAGAGAAAGAAAUGAGAAAUUUAGUUAGAAUGUACAAUGCUAACUUGAAUGUACCAGAGCCAAUAAUUCUACGUAGUCAUGUUUUGGUUAUGUCUUUCAUGGGAGAAAAGGGCUGGCCUUCACCAAAACUGAAAGAUGUUGAAAUAUCACAAUCCAUAGCUCGGUCAUUAUACCGAGACUGCAUUAUGAUGAUGUGGAAAAUGUUCAAUGUAUGUAAAUUAGUUCACGCUGAUUUAUCAGAGUUUAACCUUCUGUAUCACAAAGGAAAUAUUGUUGUUAUUGAUGUCUCACAGUCUGUAGAACAUGACCAUCCACAUGCAUUUGAGUUUUUAAGAAAAGACUGCACCAAUAUAUCAGAUUUCUUUAGAAAAAGAGGUGUAGCUACAUUAACUGUAAAAGAGCUCUUUGAUUUUAUAACGGAUUCUACUAUUAAUGAAACAAACCUAGAAGACUGUCUUGAAAAGUUAUCAGAGAAAGCAGCGUCUAGAAAUUUUGAAGAAAUGUCUGCACAGGAGCAGAUUGAAGAGGAAGCUUUUAAAAAUGUUUAUAUUCCAAAACGACUGACAGAGGUCAUAAAUUAUGAAAGAGAUAUCAACAAAGCAAAAGUUGGUGAAACUAAUGAUUUAAUGUAUAAAAAAAUAGCAGGCUUCAAUGAAGAUCUAACUGUAACUGUUGACACUCCAGAGAUAUUACAAGAUAUCAGCAUCUCAGAAAGUGGUUCAGAUACUAGCUCCGAUGACAAUAGUAAUGAUGAGGAAGCUCAACAAAAUAAAACAAAAUUCAAAAAUCAUGCAAGACCCAGAGACGAGUCUCCAAAUAGCAAAAAAGCAAGAAAAAAGGCUGUAAAAGAGGAGAAAGCAGAAAAAAGAAAAACUAAAACCAAAAAACACAUCAAGAAAAGACGGGACAAAGGAUUUGGUAAAAAAUAAAUAUUAUUCUUCCUUUAAGUCUGUGAAGAAAUAGACAUAUAUGUAUAUAUACAUAAUUAUGUAAAUAUUUAUAUAAAUAAAACUAUUUACAGUUCUUCAAA